CCCCCGCGGCUGCGCAGCCGCCGUGCCUGGGGAGCCGUUACUGGGCGGCGGGGCGCGAGGCAGCAGCCGUUGGGCGGCGCGCGCAGAGGUAAGGCGGGAGGCGCCCCGGCGGGGACACCCCGAAGGCUCCAGCCGCUCCCCGGGGGCCACCUCAGGGAAAGCGAAACCAAAAGGGCGGCGGCGAAGGGGCGGGUAGGGGCUCCCCGCGGCGCGGUUCGGCUCGGCUCGGCUCGCUCCUCCCCUCAGCGCUGAGGCGGAGCGGGGCGGCGGCGGCGGGCGGGCUCGGCGCGCCCCCAUGGCCCUGGCGCCGGGUCAGCGAGCACGGUAGCCGGCUCCGGCUGUCGCCCGCGGGUGAGUCAGAGCUGCCCAGAGAGGGCGGGCUGGACAUGAGCCUCGCGGCGCGACUCCGAGCAGCGGCCGGAGACUGAGCCACAAAGAAGUUUCCCCGGCGGCGGCGCGGCGCUCCCCCAUGCACGCCCCUGGCCGCCGGCCCUGGGGCACUGCCCGGCAGGCGCCCGGCCCCGACCCCGCCAUGGAGCCCCGCGCGGGGCUGCACAGCAGCCCGGACCUCAGCCGGGGCAAGCGGCUGAGCGUAGGGGAGCUCCGCUCCCUCUUCGAGGCUCGCUGCGCCGCCGUGGCUGCCGCCGCCGCCCGGCAGCUGCCCGACCCAGCGAAGAGGGGCUGCCGGCCCCCCAACGGGGUGCUGCCGCCCGUCAUCCCCCGGCUCACCGUCACCGCCGAGGAGAGCGAGGAGGCGCAGGGCAGCCCCCAGGCGCAGCCGCCGCACCCCGAGGGCGGCUGGCUGAGGACGGACAGCUCGCUACACCUGCAGUCCCGCCGCCUUUCCACCUCCUCGCUCUCCUCCACCGGCUCCUCGUCCCUCCUGGAGGACUCGGAGGACGACGUGCUGAGCGACACGGAGGGCAGGAGCCAGGGCAUCGUGCACCUGGAGCACGGCGAGGACACCAACCAGUCUUCUAUAUCAGAUCUUCAAAAUAAAAUUUUUCCAGGCAUUUACCAGCAGAAAAAGGCAUGGCAUACAAUUAAAACCAUGGUUAACUUACCAGUCAUCAGCCCCUUCAAGAAACGCUACUCAUGGGUGCAGUUGGCUGGGCAUACAGGGAGUUUCAAGGCAGCCGAUAGUGGGAAGAUUCUCAAACGCUUCUCAGAGAAUGAAAAAGAGUGUUUUGAGCGAUUGAUGAAAGACCCGCUACGCUCCUGUGUCCCUUGCUUCCAUGGUGUGGUGGAGAGAGAUGGCGAGAGCUACAUUCAGCUGGAUGACUUGCUUACUGAUUUUGAAGGGCCUUGUGUGAUGGACUGCAAGAUGGGGAUCAGGACAUACCUGGAGGAAGAGUUGACUAAGGCCCGUGAGAAACCAAAGCUGCGUAAGGACAUGUACAAGAAAAUGAUUGAAGUGGAUCCUCUUGCUCCCACAGCUGAAGAGAAUGCCCAGCAUGCUGUCACCAAACCCCGAUACAUGCAGUGGAGGGAAACCAUCAGCUCUAGUGCCAACCUGGGCUUCAGGAUUGAAGGGAUUAAGAAGGCAGAUGGAACAUGUAACACAAACUUCAAAACUACGAAGACACAGGAGCAAGUUCUACAGGUUUUUGUGGAAUUCAUUGAGGGCAACACAACUAUUCUGAAAAAAUACCUCAAGCGUCUGCAGGAAAUUCAUAUAAUUCUUGAAUCCUCAGACUUCUUCAAGCGACAUGAGGUCGUUGGAAGUUCACUACUUUUUGUACAUGAUGGCAGUGGGAAUGCCAAUGUGUGGCUGAUUGAUUUUGGAAAGACCACACUUCUCCCUGAUGGGCAGACACUGGAUCACAGGAUCCCCUGGCAAGAAGGCAACAGGGAGGAUGGGUACUUGUUGGGACUGGACAAUUUGAUUGGCAUCUUGGAAAGCAUCACUGAAAGAUGAGUUGAGCAUGGCACAAGACUUGCAGGGCUGCUCUGUAACUUUCUGCUCUACUGGGAUCACUCAGAAGGAAACCUUUAACUCCCUCCAGACUCCUGAGGUCACCAGUACAGAGGGAGCUGCAUCCAGAACCCAGCAGUUAGUCAUCAAAAUGACUUUACAUCGGCCCUCUAUGAACCUAAAUAACUCCAGAUUGGUCUGUAUUGCACCGGCCUAACUUCAGACUGGUCCUCAGAGAAUGAAGAUCUCCAUACUCAGGAAUCACACCAGCAUGAGUCAAGAGAUCUGUAUGGUAAACCAGAAUGAUUCAGAUUUCUGGCAAACAGAUGGGACUCCAGAUUACUUCUUAGUGAACCAGAGCAAGUGCUUGGGGAUUCAGGGUAGGAAUAACAAUUUUUCAGGGAACUGCAUAGUUUUGAAACCAGCAAGAGCGGUGUGGGUUUUCUUCCUCCCCUAAUUCCAAGUCUCCUUGCUCCUGUGUACACUAUAGGUUGGACCAACAACUUCUGCUGUAUUGUGUUACAGUGUGCACAAGGUGGAAAGGGGUGAUAAUCACAAGAAACCUGGAGUAAAGGGAGACAGCAGUUUAUAGUGUCUGGAUGCGGUAACUGCUGUUGACCAUUCCUCUUCUUCCCUACCCUAUCCCGGAUUCACUUCUAUCCAAGUACAGCCUUUGCUUUUAUGUAGCCUCUCAGGAGAUUACAAAUACUCUAGGGAGAGAAUAGCAGCCUAUUGUCUCCAAAAACGUUUGACUUUCAGACUGGGUGGGCUGUUGGAAAAGUGCCUAGCUUGGCAAGUUUGGCCUCUUGCAGUUGAACUGCAGUUCUGAAAAUCAGCCACAGACCAGGGAACUAAGGGGUUUUUUUUUCUCAAGGUUUGUUUGUUUUUAAAGACAAAGCCCCUAUAUACGCGCACGCACACACACACACUCGUGCCGGUAGCCAGCAACCAACGUGAUCUCUUAAGAUCAUGGUUUGACUGACUCUGAAUGCACGUGACUUCUUGGCCAUGUUCCUGUUCCCAAUACGAUGCUGCCACUUCAGCGUAUAGACUGGCGCAGCGAUCAGGAAGGUAAUGUUUCUGCAUUCACAGCAUUACACUAAUGAUAAUUGCCAGGCAUCCUUCCUCCAAGGUACCAGCUUUUAACUCAGGGCAGUUUGGGGGAAGGAAUGUCCAUGUAUCCCAUCCCCUAGUCCCCAUCUGGAAUCACAGGGCCAUCUGUGGUUCAUUCUUCUUUUGCUGUGGCCCGGGCACAGCCACAGAAAAUUCACAGUGUUUAGGUUAAAUCAAGAAAGACUGAAGUGAUUUCUUGUAAUGGCUUCACGUACCUUCUCUGUUGGUUGCUUCUAGUCACUAAAACAGUUCUUUAAGUACAAGCAGUAUAAAUACUAUCAGUAUUCACAUGUUCACUCACAUUCCAGGUUUUAACAUUAAUAAUGUGAUGAUGCAGUUUUCAAAAUGAGGACAAGACUUACAUUGCUAUUUGAUUUUUAAUUCCCUUUCGACAUGUAAAGCUGGUAUUGCACAUUGAUCAGAAAUUGCCGUCUUUUGCCCAUGUCCCGUGUUCAGAAGAGAUUCUGAGAAAUUUGGGAUAUAUCAAGGUGACUCCAUGCUUUGGGAAACUGAUAGUUGAAUAAUAAUUGUAAGCAUGAGCAAAAAAAGACUGUAGAGUCCAGAACUGGAACAAAAUGUAUCUAUAACAUUUGUAAUUACAACUGAAUGGCCUAGAAUAAUUUCUAAAAGGAGUUACUUCAGAAAACACACUACUGUACUAAGAGAUCAGUCAGAUUUAAUGACUUUUUCAUCACCUCCAAACAAAACAUCAGUAUUAAAAAUUCAAGCUCAGUUGGACCUAAAAGUUAGAUGGACAUAGAGGGUGUAUUCUGUGGGAAGUAAUGACAUGUGGAAACAUUUCAUCCUAAACCAGAAGUUGUUUGAAUUUGUAAUUAGUUUUGCAGUUCAGUGCAAAUUUAGACUUCUGUGGCCUCCCAGUUUUAUUUUCAUGAUAGUAUGUUAAUGAAUUUUCCACUUAGAUGUUUCAGAGGGUUUACACUUUUUUAAGUGACAGUGAGCCUUCAGUAGAGAGCACAGAUACUGUCAUUCCAGAUGCCUUCAACUUUUGAACUGCUAUGAGAUGACAAAUUAAUCUGUUGUGAAUUUCAUACAAUUUUAAAAAAAAAAGGUUGUCUUCUUCCUUUCCUGCAGCCGACAGGUAAGCCAUGGGUUAGCAGUGCUAAAGGAGAAGAGGAAGUAAAUAGAUCUCACAGGAGAGAACUUUAAUAAUCUUUUCUAUGAGGCGGCAAUUGCCAGCAGUCCAACCACAAUAAUAAUUAAAAAAAAGUUAGAAAUUAGACUGUUAAGGUGAUUGAUAGAAUUCAUUAGUGGUUUGCCCGAUUAAUCUUCAGAGUUAAAUUUCUUUCUUCUGUUACCACAUACGUGAAUCUUUUGCACCAGUGUAACUUAUUUUCUAGAGGGGCGAUUUAGAGGGUAAAAAGUUGAUGCUUAAAUGUCAGUUGAGAAUUUGAGACAAAGUUUUAGAAUGGCUGUCCAGUUCUAAAGGAGAACUAGAAGCAACACGGUACCAGCAGCUUCCAAAAAACCCACCUGCUGCUAGCACCUGGAUGGGUUGCAGUACGUGGUCUUGGGGGAAAGCAUAGAGAAUGAUCCAUUCCUCUGCAGUUGUUGAAAAGGUCAGGAGAAAAAACCACCUCUGCUAUAGCAGCCCCUGGUCUGGAAACUCAAUCUAGGUGAUAAACAGUUCUAGCAAGUUAGUUUUUAAAUGUCCCUUUGGCUUAUGAAGGGAUUAGAAGGGAAGCAGCCACAAUCUUCUGCUGCUGUUAUGGGAAAGGAGGAAAGGAGGCAGCUGUUCAUUAGCAAACUGCGAGUGGAGGACUGCAACUGAGCACUGGAGCUCUGAGGGGCUGGAGGCUGUGAGCUCAUGAGCAACCUACCACAGGGUACGGUUGAUAUCUUGAUUGACAUCGGAUGGCCCAGCGUGCCUGUCUGUGUACGCUCACGUGAUCGUGUAGAAGCGUAGCCUUCUUUCACUAUGGGGUAAGCUGCCUUGAAUAAGCUUAUCUUUACCAGAGGGUGAACGUGAUGUCUGCGCGCAGGCAUGUCACAUAGAAGAGCUGACGCAUGCUAACCAAGGGACUUCUCAUACAAGUCCAGAAUGUAGUUACUUAAUGCCUCCGCUGAGAUGUUGCCUCAUUCUGGAGACACCGCGAGCACGUGUGUUUCCACAGCCUGGUAAGAUACGCUGGCCCAGUGGUGCCGAACAGCCAACCUCUCACUUAGGCACCACAGGCUUUAAACUCACUAGUUUAGUUAGAUGCAGCAACACUUACUGCUGUAGCUGCUGCAUUCCUGUGUGAAUCUAGCAGUAGGACUUCUGUCCCUCAGCUUUCAGUGACUUGUUUUUUUGGCUUUGGACAAGUAUCCUAGGCCUCAGUUUUGUUCCCAUUUUACAGAUGAGAAUAGUACAUACUUACUUACCUCACAGGAAUGGCGUGAGGCUGUCCUUCAUUAUUGCUUGCAAGAUGCUGUGAGAUUUUUUUGGAGGAAGGUGCAAUAAAAAAAGAAAUGCACAAAGAGUUUAAAAGUGAUGGGUGUUGGGUCCCCACAAGGAUAUAAAUUUGGAUGAAACUUAACCAAAGUGGUAAAAAUGAAAUCCCUUGGGUUUUUUUUGUUUUUUGUUGUUUUUUUUUUUUUAAUUGGGGGGGGGAAUUCAUUUAAUAUCUGAUCCAGUUCCUAUUAUAGGGAAAUACUUCAAUGGGAGUUGGACCAAACCCUUAAGUAUCUCAGAGGGCUCUUGCUAUUUUUUUUUGUAUUGCUGUUGUUAUUAUUUGUUAUUCUUAAGGUACUGAGAUCGAAUGGCCUGUAUUCAUCCACAGUGCAUCCGUUCUGAACACUACAAUGCAAUGCUGACCACGGUCACUUUUGACAUUGACUGUAUUGGUUGAGUGUUUGUUACUCUGAAGUGUGUAUGCUACUAAAUAAACGAGACUGGAGAAAAGGCAGCCGCUGUGAUUUAGUCACAGGACAGUAAUAGCUUUUCUUCAAUAAUUUCCUUCAGAAAGGGACAAAAACUAUUUCAGUGUUUCUUGUGCUUUUAGUCUUUAGCAUCCAGUAUUUCCUAAAACAAAACCGGUGCUAAGACAUCUAGCAGCUAAUGUUGGAGCUUGGUUCCAGAACCCAUUAGGUAUGUUUGCUUUAGAACCUGAUCCGCACAAAGCUUGACAGCUUCCUUCAAGGUAAGCUCUGUCUCAAA
Messenger RNA from Chroicocephalus ridibundus (black-headed gull), 6185 nucleotides. RefSeq names its product inositol-trisphosphate 3-kinase A (gene ITPKA). The transcript is spliced from 8 exons. Gene Ontology annotation, molecular function: inositol-1,4,5-trisphosphate 3-kinase activity; inositol tetrakisphosphate kinase activity. The record is from RefSeq and is a predicted model, not a curated record. The coding region runs from base 470 to 1918 and encodes 482 amino acids. Gene Ontology annotation, biological process: inositol phosphate biosynthetic process. Gene Ontology annotation, cellular component: cytoplasm; nucleus. NCBI's taxonomy places the organism in Eukaryota, Metazoa, Chordata, Aves, Charadriiformes, Laridae.